CACACACUGGGGUUAAGAUAAUAUGGACAAGCAUCGCAGUCCGUUUUCCAGGGAGUCUCCAAGUUUAAUGGCAUUUCAUUAUAAUUGCUAUGAUGUCAGACUGUCCAUCCAAUUUAAUCGGACUAAAAACAACAACAAGAAAUUCGUUCAGACAGUUCACAGAGACAGAGAGAGAUAGGACAUUCAGACUGUCCGGUGAAGAAGACUUACCAAUACAACUGUGGCAAACAGGUUUGUAUUGGCUACUUUCGUUGUGGGUGGUUAUCUUUGUGUUGACAAUAUUUGGUGAAAUGUUUAAUUUGUUCUUUCUUUAAAAUAAUUUUCUCUCUGGCUUUUUCUUUUGUAAUCAACGGACACGGCGCAUCACAAUGAUGUAGUUUCUUGGCAACGCGAGCGUCCACUCCACUCCGGCCCGUCAACAACAGGACAGUUUGAAGAUGUUGCCGCCCCGCUCCUUCCCUCUGUCUAUUCUCUCGCUCCUCCUGGUUGUUGCCGAGACGGGCCUGUGCGUUGCUGAGACCCCCCAGCUGCACGGUGGUUUCCGUGGUUGCGCGGUGCGGGAUUUUUCCUUCAUGGCCCAGAAGCCGGGAUGCAGGAACCUCCGCAUCGACACCGAGGCCUGCUGGGGCCGCUGUCGUACCUGGGAGAAGCCGCUCCCAGAGCCCCCCUACGUCCAGCGGCAUCACCGCGUGUGUUCCUACGGUCGUACUCGCUACCUGAUGGUCCGUCUGCCAGGCUGCCAGCCCCACGUCUCCCCGCUCUACCCCUACCCCCUCGCCCUGCAGUGCCACUGCGCCGUCUGUUCCACACAGGAUACGGAGUGUGAGACGUUCUGAUACGGACUUCUGUGUGUGUGUGAAAAGAUUUACGGUUGAUUUAAGCAAUGAGGCCCGAGGGGGUGUGGUGUACGGCCAAUAUACCACAGCCAAGGGCUGUUCUUACGUACGACGCAUCAC
This is a messenger RNA of Salvelinus sp. IW2-2015, 956 nucleotides long. Its product is annotated as glycoprotein hormone beta-5-like. Lineage: Eukaryota; Metazoa; Chordata; Actinopteri; Salmoniformes; Salmonidae. Gene Ontology annotation, cellular component: extracellular region; cytoplasm. The record is from RefSeq and is a predicted model, not a curated record. Gene Ontology annotation, molecular function: hormone activity. Gene Ontology annotation, biological process: G protein-coupled receptor signaling pathway; regulation of thyroid hormone receptor signaling pathway.